Molecule: messenger RNA, 240 nt
Organism: Plenodomus lingam JN3
Lineage: Eukaryota; Fungi; Ascomycota; Dothideomycetes; Pleosporales; Leptosphaeriaceae
Source: RefSeq, a predicted model, not a curated record
AUGGCGGUCAGCGAUCGGCCGUCCCGCAUUGGGACGGAGACGCACAACAAUAACCGACCACCAAAGAACGAUGAGCAUUGGAGUAUAACGGCGACCAACAUUUAUACAACAAAGCAAAAUCUCGAGAUUGUCAUAGAUGAUCGUCUAGAGCAGAAGUGCCGACAAGUUUGCAACUACGUGUCCCAUGUCCUACCAUCGGAGUCGGAUUCCAGAUCUACAACAGGAACAUCACCGGUAUGA